This is a messenger RNA of Spinacia oleracea (spinach), 1860 nucleotides long. RefSeq names its product piriformospora indica-insensitive protein 2-like. The coding region runs from base 249 to 1652 and encodes 467 amino acids. The record is from RefSeq and is a predicted model, not a curated record. Gene Ontology annotation, molecular function: protein binding. Lineage: Eukaryota; Viridiplantae; Streptophyta; Magnoliopsida; Caryophyllales; Amaranthaceae. The transcript has a single exon.
CGUACAAUGUCUCGUUGCGUUAUUGAUGAGACAAUCCGAAAAACCUUCGGACAGUCCCUUAUCAAUCCCCACCUUCCCUUUUCCCAAUAACCUCCAAAACUAAGGUCAAAUCAAAAUUCAGAUUCACUAAAAUAAAAAAAAUAAAAAUCCAACUGUUUUACUGUAUACCCUACCGCAUUUCCCCCCUUUUAUAAAACCCCCACCUCAAACCCCCUCCUCUCUCUCCUCCUCCCCACAACUCCACAACAAUGGCGUUUUCUGUCUCCUAUUCUUCAACCACCCUUUUCCUCUCCAUUUUCUCUCUCCUCAUCCUCCUCACUCUCCAACAAGAACAACCGCCGCUUAACUCGGUGGAGCAGGAAUCUGUCUACCUCGCUCUUGAAUCAGUUAACCCAGAAACCCCAUGGCGUACUCUUUACUCUGACGACCUCUGCCUCUCCUCCCCGCACGGCGUUGUUUGCGGCCUUUUUCCUGACCCUAACUCUAACGACACCGUUUACACCACCCACAUUACAGAGCUCAACUUCGGAUAUGUUGCAGAUUCUUCUGAUAAUCCUCCUUGCUCUCCUAAUUCCUCUUUUCCGUUUUCUCUCUCCUCCUUGUCUCACUUGCGUAAACUCUUCUUCUACCGCUGUUUUACCCACCAUCCUGUUUCUCUCCCCUCACUCAAAACGGUGUCGUCUGAGCUCGAGGAGCUUGUUUUCAUGGAGAAUCCGUCGCUGUAUGGGUCACUCAGUGGCGUUUUCGGUAAUUUCACUUCUUUGAAAAGGUUUAUUUUGACAGGGAGUAACGUCUCUGGUGGUAUCCCUGGUGAAAUUACAAAACUACCUUCGCUCGAGCAGGUUACUAUUUCUGGGAAUAUUAAUGUGGGAAAGGGAAUGAUUCCAGAUAAUUUUGGGAGUCUGGAGAAAUUAAGGGUACUUGAUUUAAGCAGAAAUGGGUUUAAGGGUACUGUCCCAAAUUCUGUGGGUAACCUCAAAAAUCUGCUUAAACUUGAUUUGAGUUAUAAUAAUUUUGUGGGUGAAAUUCCGGAAAGUUUGAAGAAUUUGCAAAACCUUGAAUUUCUUGAUUUAGGGUUCAAUAAAUUUGGGAAUUUUGGGGUUCCUUUGUUUUUAGGUCGCAUGCCAAGAUUAAGGGAAGUUCACUUGAGCGGAAAUAUACUCGGAGGGGCGAUUCCGGAGAUUUGGGAAAACCUCAGGGGUAUUUUGGGAAUCGGGCUUUCCGGGGUCGGUCUCGUUGGUGAAAUUCCUUCUUCCAUGGGGGUAUUUUUGACAAAUGUGAGCUACAUUGGGUUGGACAAUAACAAACUUGAGGGUACAGUGCCAACAGAGUUGGGGUUGUUGGAUCAUGUAAAUGAAGUGAAUUUACAGAAUAACCGAUUAAGUGGUAGAAUUCCCUUUUCUGCCCCUUUUGUUUCUAGACUUGGUGGGAAGCUUAAACUUGAGGGUAAUUCUGGAAUUUGCUUGGAUAGGAGCAUGAAAUGGUCUGUUAAUCAAGUAAAGAGUGGUUUGAGGAAUUUGAGUAUUUGCAAGUCUACAACAGAAAAUCCCAAUGCUGCCCUUUUCGUUGAUGGCGGUGACUCUCUGGGGCUGGAUUGGUGUUUGGUUAUCCUAUUAGGGGUAUUUUGGUCAUAUUAUAUAGCUGGUUGUUAGUAAAUGUGACUGACAUUUUACUCUGUCAGGGCACAACAAAUUUUGUUGAAGAGUGAAGAUCACCCUUUAUAUUUUUGGCUAACCUUAAGGUAGAUGGAAAUGUAAAUUGUCUUUCAGAUUUGCAUUUUUGUUGUAAUUAAAGUAGUGCUAACUAGCUGCAAAGCUGUGUAAUUAUCGUAUUUUGUUUAAUUAUAAACUACUUUUACUA